Messenger RNA from Umbelopsis ramanniana AG, 372 nucleotides. RefSeq lists its product as uncharacterized. The transcript has a single exon. The annotation marks the transcript as partial. Gene Ontology annotation, molecular function: protein binding. Gene Ontology annotation, cellular component: cytoplasm. The record is from RefSeq and is a predicted model, not a curated record. NCBI's taxonomy places the organism in Eukaryota, Fungi, Mucoromycota, Umbelopsidomycetes, Umbelopsidales, Umbelopsidaceae.
AUGUUGUCCUUGCUUUUUCGUCAUGGCUGUAGCGCGGAAAAUCCGUCUUGGGUCACAACUCCAAUUCAUAUUGCUGCACGUCAGGGACACCACGAUGUAGUGUCUUUACUUCUGGAGAAUAAUACUAACAUUAAUGCGUUGGACGAGGACUCCCGAACUCCCCUGCAACUGGCUGCCCAGCGCGGAAACAUAAAUGUUGUUCAGCAAUUGUUGAGCCUUGGUGCGGACAUUACAGCCAUCGACAAGUGGUCUCAGUCGGCCGUCAGACUAGCUAUUGAUGGUGGACAUGUCGAAAUUGUGUCCUUGUUAAUGGACCAUGGUGCUUCUCUGAAGGCAAAUGCAGAUGGUUCAAAUCAUCCACUUCACCUAGCA